AUGUCUGCACCAUCGAAAGUGACAUUCCCAUCUUUUAUGCUGCAAAUCAGCGGCGAGCUCUAUAUCCCCCAACCUGGAUCUCCUGAUCGAAAUGGCGCCGCAAUUGUCAUUAGCCACCCUAUGACCGGCGUGAAAGAGCAAACCUCUGCGGAUCAUGCCCGCGUGCUAUCAAAAGCCGGUUUCUACGCCCUCACUUUUGAUGCAGGGUAUCAAGGGGAAAGUACCGGCCAGCCACGAGGCCUUGAAGACCCUCACCAAAGAGCAGAAGAUGUCAAGGGUGCUGUGAGCUUUUUGACCACUCUUAAGGGAAAGGUGGACCCUGAACGUAUCGGAGUCCUUGGUAUUUGUGCCUCGGGUGGCUAUACAUCAUAUUCCGCACAGUCUGAUAGCCGCAUCAAGGCACUUGCCACUGUAAGUGCGGCUUGUGUCGGCCGUAUGACUCGCCAUGGAGGUGUUCACAAGGAAAACAACAAGGAGGUCCCGCAGGCUAUUUCCGGUGCACUUCAGGCAGCUGGCCAGUGGCGUACCACUAUCGCCAACGGGGCCCCUGUCGACGCUCCGCCAAUGUUUACCAGUGAUGUCUCCCAGAUCCCCGAGGACGCCGACUCUUUCUUCAAAGAGGCUGCGGGAUACUACGGUUCUAAGCGUGGAAAUCACCCACGUUCCGACCAGAAAGUCCCUCCCUCUAGCUACGAUCUUAUGGUUAGCUAUGAUUCAUUCAACUUUCAACACCUGAUCUCUCCACGACCAUUGUUAAUGAUCGCUGGAUCAGAAGCCCAGACUCUUCAUUUCAGUGAAGCAGCAGUCGCUGCGGCCAGUCAGCCCAAGGAGCUGUUCGUUGUCGAUGGAAAGAACCAUUUCGAUCUCUACGAUGACCUCAGUGUAUCUGGCCCAAAGCUUGUGGAAUUUUUUGGAAAGAACCUUUAA
Molecule: messenger RNA, 927 nt
Organism: Penicillium soppii
Lineage: Eukaryota; Fungi; Ascomycota; Eurotiomycetes; Eurotiales; Aspergillaceae
Product: alpha/beta hydrolase
Exons: 1
Coding region: 1-927 (308 amino acids)
Source: RefSeq, a predicted model, not a curated record